CAGCUCCUCCCGCCAGACAUGGCUCAGAGGAGGCCGCUCAGGAACCCUUACUAUUUCUUCAUGUUGGAGAAGAUCCCGGAGCUGAGGAGGAGGGGUUUGGAAGUGAAGGGCCUGAAGGAGGCGGCGCCGCUCUGCAGCUGGGACUGGGUGUUGCUGACUGCAAUGGAGAGAGAGAAGUAUGUACAGAUGGCGCAGCAGUGGAAAGCUGAGAAUGAAGGCAAAGUGUUAAAUGAACCUACAGCCAAAAAUCAGAACCCUCUCUUCCCUGCUGUAGGAAAACCAGCCACUCAUAAUAGAGAUAUAGGCAUCCCACUUAUGUUCUGGCCAAGCGAUAAAGCCGUGUGUGAUGAAACCUUCUAUUUUAUCAGUUUUAUAAGCAUGGCAGAUCUACCCUCAACCUGCACUCAGCGUUUUUUGCCAUGUGAAAUUGGUUGUGUAAAAUAUUCAAUGAAUCGAGGCAUCAUUGGUGAGUUUCAUAAAUUCAUAGAUCCAGGCACAAUCCCUCGGGGAUUUCGUUACCAUUGUCAGGCCUCAAGUGAUGCCACCCACAAGAUUCCUCUUUCAAACUUUGAACUUGGAAGCGCCAAUUACAACCACAUCUUUCAAGAGCUCUUUACUUUUCUGAAGCCAGUAAAGACCAACGGCUGUAUUGCAGUAUACUGUAAGUUAGCAGAAUGUUUCAGAGUGGACUGGUGCCUGAACUGGUUAGCAAGCAAAGCAGGCACCAUCAAUCCGGUGAAAGUUUAUGAGCUGGAGGAAUUGAUUGUGAAACUGUACGAACACAAACUGAUGCAGACUCCUUCGAAAACCAGGGUGGAAAGAAUGAUGGAUGUGAUAGUUUGGGAUUAUGCUCCAAAUACCAGAUGUAAAUGGCAUGAUGAACAAGAUGUUGUGUGCUGUGCACUGGCAGUAGCCAAGAAAUGCGCAUACUGCAUCAGUGAAUCAUUGUCCUCCACUUACAAUUUUGAGAUUACACCAUCACACGUCCCUAAGAAAGAGUUGGAUUAUGGCACCAAGUUGAACCCUAAAGUGCUAGUGUUGGAUAACAAUUACAAGCAGUCAAAGAUGGAUAGGAGUUCUGUGGCCAACAGGUAUUUCAGUUCACCUGUUCAAGGUGAAGCUUCCAGCAUCUCCCUGGGAGAUGGAAAGUGUACUUCAACAAACAGUUUGAGGGAAUUUCCUAUUCCUAUUCCAGCCCAGUUUGGGAGAGGGAGAGGUGCUUUGGCUACAUGGCUGAAACUUCCAGCUCGCCCACAACCAGGAAUUCAACAUUUAACCAAAGACUGGGAAAUCUUAAACCCUUCACAAAGCGCUCUGGGACGCUACCCUGCGUGAAGGGCGCUAUAUAAAUGCAAGUUGUUGCUGUGGUGAAAAGCACUUAAUAUAGCAGUAUGUUUUCACUUGAUAUUUCUGCCAGACAUCUUUGUGUGUGGAUGUUAGAAAUAACCUAGAUUUAGAUGUCAGGAUGUUCCAGUCUCUUAACCCAAGACAGUGUUAAUGCAAAUUCACAAGAAUGUGUCUGUUUGUCAAAGGCAGUUGCAUUGAUGACAAUUACAAUGAUUGCAAGAGGUUAAGAAGCCUAAAGGAUUUUUUUUUUGUAAAAUUUGGACAGAAAAAAAUCAUCUUCAGAGAAAAUGAAAGCACAACCCGUUUGGAAUGUUUAAAUUGUGUGUGUGCUUUGAUAGAACUGACAUUACGGAAAUGCACAGGAAAAACAAAUUAUUGUUCUGGAGCCAUGUUAAAAGAUGUAGAGAUUGUGUUUUGGCUGAGAACUGCUACAAUAGUCUUAAAAGAAUGUUUUUUUUUGGGGGGGUCUGAUUUGUUUACUGUACUUAGUUGACAAUUUCCAAUUUUGUUUAUUUGUUAAAUAAAAUAAUUUUAGUGCAA
Messenger RNA from Callorhinchus milii (elephant shark), 1887 nucleotides. Its product is annotated as protein maelstrom homolog. The transcript has 12 exons. The coding region runs from base 19 to 1335 and encodes 438 amino acids. Gene Ontology annotation, cellular component: P granule; nucleus. Gene Ontology annotation, molecular function: sequence-specific DNA binding. The record is from RefSeq and is a predicted model, not a curated record. Gene Ontology annotation, biological process: regulation of miRNA-mediated gene silencing; male meiotic nuclear division; spermatogenesis. Lineage: Eukaryota; Metazoa; Chordata; Chondrichthyes; Chimaeriformes; Callorhinchidae.